AUGCCGGCCGGGGGCGCGAAGACGCGGUUCGGCCGGUGCCCGUACUGCCGCGCCAUGAUCUGCCAGAGCACCAGCGCCGCCAUCUACUACUGCACCAAAUGCCGCACUCCGAUCCGAGGCAAGAACACGGAGCCGACAGACGAUGAAACGGACAACGCUCUGAGCAGUCUGGAGAUCCUCUCGGCCGUCGACACAGAGUCGGUCUUCUCCGACGAGCUCGAGGGUUCCUCUACUACGCAGCCCUCGGUCAUCGACGUCGACGGCGACCAACCUCCCUUCUCGUGCGGCUACAACUCCAACUCUGAUGCCAACAGCCAGGGGAUUGCGGCUGCUUCCUCGCCGUCGCCGCACAGAGGCUUCGGUUCACCACGGGCCGGCAAACCUCGGAGCAAUAGCUGCCUACCUCGGGGCGUCGAAGACGGCCUCAUUGGCUCGGAUGGACAGGACGAGGUUCGAGUCGUUCGACCGGUGAACAGUCGCGUCGAUGCGCUCCGGGCGUCGUCUCGGCGGACGAGGCGGGCGUUGAGCGCUUCCGACCCGAGCAUUCUGCGCCGACGUGACUUCUCUGUCCCGGAUCCCGAGGAGGCGCCGAGGAACGCGUCGUCCGGGCAGCAGCAGCUCCGGCAAUCCGCGCUGAGCUCUAGGGAGCUCAGGACGUCUGCCAGCGUGUCCGCUGCCACGGCGUCGCCCCUGACGGACCCGGCGUUCCAAAGGGACCUGCUGCACGCGCUGGACAAGCUCCGCGGCAUGAUUGCCAGCAUCGAGCUGCAGCCGCGGCAGGCGAGCGGCGGGAGCGGGGCCGUGACGCGGCGCGACUCUCGUUUGUUCCGGCGGCUGGAGUCGCGGCUCGCGGAGGAGCUUCCCGCCGACAGCGCGGCGGCACGUGGCCCGCGCCGGAACGGUUACUCGAGCGCUGGCUCCGCCUCGUGGUCGUCGUCGGCGUCGUCGUCCAGCGGACAGGGCGAGCGGCACGCAGCGAGGCCGCAGAGGAGGCGCCACUGCCUCCCGGUCCUGGGGGGCGCGCCGUUCGUCGUCUGCGGCGAGUGCUCGGAGCUUCUCCAGGCGCCCACGUCGGCGGUGCCGUCGCGGAGGAGGGGAAGCGUCAGGCUGCGGUGCGGCGGGUGCGAGAAAGUGCUCGAGGUGGCGCUUCCCGCGGUCGCGGGUACCGCUGGCCCCGCGCGCCGGACGAGCGGGGUGUCCGGCUCGGGUGAGCUGGAACGCGCGGCGAGCAGGAGCGGCGGUGCCGGUGCGCAGCAGGUGCCGUUGCUGCUGCACCGCGCGCUGGGGUACGACUCGAUGAGCCAGCUUCUGCAGAGCCGGCGGUACUGA
Molecule: messenger RNA, 1329 nt
Organism: Triticum turgidum subsp. durum (durum wheat)
Lineage: Eukaryota; Viridiplantae; Streptophyta; Magnoliopsida; Poales; Poaceae
Source: the annotation of a GenBank genome assembly